This is a messenger RNA of Diaporthe citri, 1407 nucleotides long. RefSeq lists its product as uncharacterized. The transcript has 3 exons. Gene Ontology annotation, molecular function: 2-methylcitrate synthase activity. Bases 1 to 1407 code for a protein of 468 amino acids. NCBI's taxonomy places the organism in Eukaryota, Fungi, Ascomycota, Sordariomycetes, Diaporthales, Diaporthaceae. Gene Ontology annotation, biological process: citrate metabolic process; carbohydrate metabolic process; tricarboxylic acid cycle. Gene Ontology annotation, cellular component: mitochondrial matrix. The record is from RefSeq and is a predicted model, not a curated record.
AUGGGCGCUCUGAGGCCACGGAUUCCGUGUGCCCGCCCUGGCGCCAUUGUCAGCCUCUCGGCUAGGCCAUACUCGUCUUCCUCGGAACCCGACCUGAAGACUACACUCAAAGAGGUCAUCCCGGAGAAGCGCGAGCUCCUCAAGAAAGUCAAAGCCCAUAGCUCCGCGGUCAUUGGGGAGGUCAAGGUCGAGAACACCCUCGGCGGCAUGCGCGGCCUCAAGGCCAUGGUGUGGGAAGGCUCCGUUCUCGAUGCCAACGAGGGCAUCCGCUUCCACGGCCGCACGAUCAAGGACUGCCAGAAGGAGCUGCCCAAGGGCAAGACUGGCACCGAGAUGCUUCCAGAGGCCAUGUUCUGGCUGCUCUUGACGGGCAGGGUUCCUUCCACCAACCAAGUCCGCGUCCUGUCGCGCCAGCUGGCCGAGCAGGCCCAGCUGCCAGACUUCGUCAACAAGAUGCUCGACGCCUUUCCCACCGACCUCCACCCCAUGACCCAGUUCGCCAUUGCCGUCUCCGCCCUCAACUACACCUCCAAGUUCGCCAAGGCAUACGAGAAGGGCUUGAACAAGGCCGACUACUGGGAGCCUACCUUUGACGACUCCAUCAGCCUGCUAGCCAAGCUGCCCACCAUCGCCGCCAAGAUCUACCAGAACUCGUACAAGGGAGGCGGUGCUCUGCCGGCGGACGUCGAUCUCGAGCAAGAUUGGUCCUACAACUUUGCUGCCAUGUUGGGCAAGGGCGGCAAGGAGAACGAGAAUUUCCAGGACCUGCUGCGCUUAUAUCUCGCUUUGCACGGUGAUCAUGAGGGUGGCAACGUGUCGGCACACACCACCCACCUCGUCGGAAGUGCACUGAGCGAUCCGUUCCUCAGCUACAGUGCUGGCCUGCAGGGUCUCGCGGGACCUCUCCAUGGCCUCGCCGCUCAAGAAGUCCUCCGGUGGAUCGUUCAGAUGAAGGAAGCCAUUCCUUCCUCGUAUACCGACAAGGAUGUCCAUGACUACCUGUGGUCGACUCUCAAUUCGGGUCGCGUCGUUCCUGGCUACGGCCAUGCCGUCCUUCGCAAACCGGACCCUCGCUUCGAGGCUCUCAUGGACUAUGCUUCCGCGCGUCCAGAGAUUGCUCAAGACCCCGUUUUCCAGCUUGUGAAGAAGAACAGCGAGAUCGCGCCCGAGGUACUCAAGAAGCAUGGCAAGACGAAGAACCCCUACCCGAACGUCGACUCGAGCAGUGGCGUGCUGUUCCACCACUACGGCUUCACCGAGACGCUCUACUACACGGCCACCUUUGGUGUGUCGAGAGGUCUGGGCCCACUGGCGCAGCUGAUCUGGGACAGGGCCUUGGGGUUGCCCAUCGAGAGGCCAAAGAGCAUCAACUUGGCAGGCAUUUUGAAACAGGUUGAGGGCAAUUGA